CUUCGGGACGACAGUUGGUGAAAAAAAGAGAGCUGAACUAACGUUACUCCUGUUUACAAGAAGAUAAUGGAGAUAAAACUGCCAAAUGUCACCUGCAGGCGUGUCUUAUUGACUGGAUUUACUCUAUGUGUUCUAUUAGUCACAAAACCUACGUCGGCAAUCGACGUACACACUGAACCCGAAGUGAUGAUGGAGAACGGCACCACAGGGGUCCUCCGAUGCACCUUCCAAACCUACGCAGUCGUCACCAGUUCCACCUCAGUAACCUGGACUUUUCAGUCCAAUCAGCCCGACAAUCAGUACUUCAAAGCUCCGUACGUGAUUUUCUACUUUUCCAAUGGGAAAGGAUUCCCAGGACAAGCUGAGUUCAAAGACAGAGUGCAGUUUAUUGGAGACAUAAACAAGAGGGACGCUUCUAUACAGCUGAGUUCUGCUCAGUUCAGUGACAACGGCACCUACUUCUGUGACGUGAAGAACCCGCCAGACGUACAGGGGACACAGGCUCGAACAGAGCUCAGGGUUGUUCUGAAAGAAUCUCUCCCGCAGAGCAAAACUCCCAUCAUAGUUGGAGCAGUUUGCGGUGCUUUAUUUCUCCUCGUCCUCAUUGCCGUAGCUGCCUGCGUUGUCAUGAGGAUGAUUCACAACCGCCAUGAUUAUGAAGGAUGUACAUCCUUGGAAAGUGUGAGCUCUCAGGCUCCGCAGCCACGAAAGAAGGUGGAGUCCAGCCAGGAGGGCUCCAGGUGUACCAGUCCCUCGGGUCCACUACAGGGCCCGGUGAUAUACGCCCAGUUGGAUCACUCAGGCAGCAAAAACUCAUUUCAUAAGAUGGAGCCAGUGGUCUACGCAGACAUUCGUAAAAACUGAAGAGGAACCGGGGACCAAAAAAAGAAAAGAAAAAAAAAAAACCCCCACAGAACAACACAGUAAAGUAUCAGACCUCUCUAUCAGCUGCUCUUGGGAAGGGUGGGGAUAUUUUAACAGGGACAAAACUGAUGCAGUUUCUUUUUUCUCUCCUCUGAAAACAUAAUGAUAAUAAAACGAUGUUUCCAUAUGCAUUAUUAUAAACACUAAAAGAAACACUCCAGCGGGCGAUACAUUGCUCCGUAACAUCAGCCAAGUUGAUAAGAAGUUGUUCUCUAACACUCUCUGUAAAAAUAUUUUUAUUUUAAUUUUAUUUUAAUAUUUGUGGCUUUGUGACUACACACACACACACACACACACACAAAUCUAAGCUCUGCAGUUUGUUGCACAAGCAGUGGUGUGAGAAAUCGGAUCGUGGUGAUGCUCAAGCUGAAAGACAGUCGUCCAAAAGUUUCUAACUUGUCAGAAAUACAUCCGACAGCCGGAUCUGAAACGAUCUCAAACUGAACGUCAAACGACAGCCGACACGACCAAAUUUGGCUGUGGGGGGGAUCAAUUCAGGCUUAAUCCGUACAACGUCUACCCAGCAUUACACACCGAGACAGAUGCCAAUUCCAAGUUAUGUAUCAACUCAAUUUUGUAACUCGCUUUUAUGGUGAAGCCUGUUUUUUUCUAUAACACUAUUGCCGGACUUCCAAAGUACAUUUCAGCUAAGCUAUGUUUGAAUUUACACACAGCUGGUGCAACAAGCUGCUGAAGCUCAGUUCGUCUCCACCCGUCGGGCAGUUCCACGCGGUGAUCUUGUUUAGUAGGGGGGGUGAAUAAUGUAGAGUUGUAUUUUACAUUGCCUACAGUAACUUUGCAUGCAGUUAUAAUGACAUCUACAAGCUAAAGUUGGUACUCCUCAACGAGUCGCAAAACAGAAGAAGCCGUCUGACGUUGUAUUACUGUGAAUGCUUCACUUUUCUGUAAAGUUCUGGCAUGUUGUUGUGGUACCUUUUUUUUUUUUUUUUUUAAAGACGCCGCCUCCCUUUUGAUUUUUACCUCAGUGGAACAUGUUCUUUAACCUUUUUAUUCUGCCUUCUGGUUAUUAUCAGAAUUUUAUAUAAUUAUAAAUAAUGAACCAAAUUUUGGUUGCUCUCGUCUUUUUUAAAAGUGCAUAAUAACACAGAUGAUGCAACCCAGGAAGAGUUCUGUUUUUUUUGCAUCAGACCACAAGAUGUUUUUGCUUUUUUUUAGGUGCACUUAGAAAUAAAAGGUUUGCUGCUAAUGAUAAUAAACCUGGGCCUUUUCUUUUCUUUUCAACUUAGUUUUAAGUAAGUAAGUUUUUAAAAUACGCACGUCAAAACAAUUUUCCACUGAGGUGAAAUAUCUCUUUUUCUUAAAUCUGGGAGCUCUCAUUUGUUGGGACAAAAUAAAUGCUAAAACACUGUUUGCAUGCAAUUUACUAACAUAACAAUCAUAAUUAUGAAAAUAUCCAUCCUUUUUCUUUAGAAACUAUGUAUCACGUAAAGCUUUUUUUUUUCCAAAAUUAUGGGCCAAAUGUCUAAUGUCAACAGUAAUAUUAGGUAAGUUCUUUACAGAUGCUUUUAAGCUUUACAAUACAUUCCAAAAAUCUUAUGGUUUUCCUUUGUCUUGAAGCAUUUAACAGCCAAAUUUAUCUUGUAUUUUUGUUUGUCAAUGGUUUGCUUAUCUAUGAGAAUGAUGUUUGUGUUGCAACCAGUCUAAACGCCUUCAGCUUCAGCUUGUCAUUCCAAAAUGCAGUAAAUAAUUGUGUCGACCAAUAUUUGUAUAUAUUUCCUGCUCAUGUAAGAUAUAGUGCUGUUUACUGUAACUCAUUCCAGUGUGGUAUGGCUGUGGAUGUCUUUCCAGAGAGGGAAAGUAGUUUGCUGUAGAGGUCUAGACAGUUGGUGGCAUGCUAAAUCUGUUUUCUCUUUUUAGUCUUAAUUAUUCGUCACCGGACACUCCAACUUCAAUACAGUGCCUGCAGGAGGUGUUGAGCCUGUCAAAUUCAAAAUGGCUUGAAUUAAGCUUUCUUUAGUCAACAGUGUGUACAAAAACCACAAAAUUAAGAUGUUUUUUGGACACCCACCAGCAGCAAGUAUUGCUGAUUAGAUCCUUAUUAGAGCUGAUUGUACCAUUUUCUACUGUAUUGAUUAUUGCCUUUGUCUGUCUUGCACUGCUGUGCUCACAAUGUUCCUUACAAGACUCUGUAGCAACUUGGCAGGGCUGCAAAGCUCAUUACGCACAUGAAACAAAAUAGGUGGAUAGAAUAGAUUAUCCCACCAGGACAUCAAAUUUCAAGGUUAAUUUUUGUCAUUUGCAUGCUUACGCAUGAAACGAAAUUUGUGCAGAGGUCCAGCAGCGUACAAUGCAAUAAGUCUAAUAAUUAGUCCUAUACUAAGAAUAAGUAACAAUUAUAAGCAUAUUUAAUCAAUACCACAGUGCAGUGGAUAAAAAAAAAAGAGCUGAGCAGCGUUAAAAACAGAGCAGCAUGUUAAGUAAUGAUAACAUGGCAGCAUGACAGAUAGCAGCACAGAGGCAGAAUGGUGAAAGUGUGUUUAAUGAGGCAUGGAGUUCACCAGUCUAACAGCCUCUGGGUAAAAGCUGCAUUUGAGCCUAGUUGUUCUGGUCUUAAUGCUCCGCAGCCUCUUGCCCGAGGGGAGGCGGGGUAAAACACUCCAUGGGCCGGGUGGGUAGGGUCCCCCAUGAUGCGGGCCGCACUGCUUCUGCACCUGCUGAUAUAGAUGUCCACAAUGGAAGGAAGGCUGCUGCGGGUGAUCUCCACCCUCUGCAGCGCCUUCCUGUCAGCAGCAGAGCAGUUCCCAUAACAGGUGGUGAUGGAGAAGGUGAGUGUACUCUCCACCACACACCUGUAGAACGCUGUAGAGCACUGAGGUAUUGAGGCCGGCCUGCCUCAGCCUCCUAAGAAAAUAAAGGCGUUGGUGGGCCUUCUCUAAGAUGUUGGAGGUGUUUAUGGUCCACUUCAAGUCCCUUGAAAUGUGGACCAUUUCCACAGCUGCUCCACUGAUGAACGGGGGGAGGGAAUGUGGCUUUUACUCCUAAAAUCCACGACCAGCUCUUUCGUCUUCCCCACAUUGAUGCAGAGGUUAUUCUCCCCGCACCGGUCCACCAGAUCUUUCACCUCCUGCCGGUACAACGACUCGUCAUUGUGGGAUAUCAGUCCCACUACUGCUGUGUCGUCUGCAAAUUUCACAAUACGGCUGCCUGGGUGUUCAGCUGAGCAGUCAUAUGUGAAUAGCGUGUACAGCAGGGGGCUCAGGACACAUCCUUGGGUAAUGGGGGAGGACGAAAUGCCGUGGAUUUUCACAGUCUGUGGCCAGUGUGUCAAAAAGUCCAGGUCCCAUCUGCAAAGGGAAGGUGUUAAUCUGCGCAGCAGUAGUUUAUUGGCAAGAGUCUACGGGAUGAUCUGCGUCUGAUGUAGAGUGGUUCUUCCUGUAGGCGUACUGGAGUGGCUCUAUAUUGAUGUCAAUGUUGUUCCUUAUGUGGACCAUGAAGAGCCGCUCCAAGCAUUUCAUGAUUAUCAGGGUCAGAGCCACCGGGCGAUAGUCAUUCAUGCUUUUUGCUGCUGUACUUUUGGGCACCGGGAUGAUGGUGGAAGUCUUAAGACACACUGGCACCACAGCCCGUCACCCUUCCCGGGAUAUCGUCUGGGCCUGCUGCUUUCCGGGGAGUUGAUGCGCUGCAGAGUUCUCCUCACAUCCACAGCAGACACACUAAGGGGGAAGCUCACCUGGUGGAACAGUGAGCCUGGAGCUGGAGGAGGAGUUGGAGGCUUCAAAGCGGGCAUAGAAUAUGUUAAGGGGCAUCUGGGAGAGACAGGUCCCAGGGGCAUUCAGUAUCUCUCUUGCUGUAGUCAAUGAUGGUCUAUAUGCCCUCCUACAUGUUCCGGGGGUCAUUGGUGGAAAAAUGACCCUGAAUUUUAAGAGCAUACUCCACCUUUGCUCUUUUAAUCCCAGCCUCCAGAUUCCUCCUCGCUGCCCUCAGUGCCAAUGUGUGUCCAGAUCUGAAGGCUGCAUCCCGCGCCUUGUGACGGGACAGAGUGCGCAGUGAAAUCAGCAGCCACACAUUUCUCGGUUCUCUAUUUCUCUGUUUUGCGUCUUCAGGUUAGGCUAAUUCAUUGUUGCUAACUUAUUCCUAAAAGGAGUUACACUACCAAUAGUUUCCCAGGCAACGACACAGAGGUUGCCUCACGUACCAGAAUAGCGCUGCACAGAGACUCCCAA
Thunnus maccoyii (southern bluefin tuna) is the source of this 5108-nucleotide messenger RNA. It is a transcript of the gene mpzl1l, whose product is annotated as myelin protein zero-like 1 like. Lineage: Eukaryota; Metazoa; Chordata; Actinopteri; Scombriformes; Scombridae. The record is from RefSeq and is a predicted model, not a curated record. Bases 67 to 864 code for a protein of 265 amino acids. Gene Ontology annotation, cellular component: membrane; focal adhesion; cell surface. The transcript has 6 exons.